AAAUAAAUUACCAGGAAAUAGUACGGGGAAGCGUACGAUAAAUAAAAAAGAAGAAAAAAAAAAUCAAUUGACAUUCGCAGUCAUGGAUACGAUCAUGAUGGAUGUGGAUAGUGACGAAGCACAUAGUGAAUCUCGUGAAAGAGAUCUCAUCAAAGCUAUUCGUUCGCUCGACCAGACGGGACCGGGAGACCAAGGCCAACACCUCGAGAGUAUAUGGACUCUUUUGACCUCCAUCAGCUCGAGCAACUACUUUGCCGCCGAGGAAAGCGUCCUACGAUGGCUCCUCAAAUCCAUGAAACCGAACAACGACACCGCCGAGACCCUACGCCGCUUCCCCUUGACGUGGCGCAUCCUAGGCUGCACAUUUCAGCGCAUCCCCCUCUUCUCCCUGGCCAAGUCCCUAGCCGAUCGCAAGUUCAUGGCUAUUUUGCAACAGACGCUCGUGGCCGUCGCCAAGCCCAACGAGGACAGUUCCCGAACCUCCGAGUCGAGUAACAAGAGGAAACGGACACCCACCUACACAUUUCAACUCGAUAGCUUGAAGAGCCGAGAGGGAUGCAUUGCCACCGGGGAAGCCAUAUUGGAUGCACUCCGGGUGCUCCUGGACAGACUGGACCACACGUCGUCACUUGGCUUGAACGAAAAGAUGGGCGCAGAACACAUCAAGGCGCUCUUCUCACAACCGGCAAGCGAGAUGGUGACAUACCUCGCGCCUGUCCUGACCCUGUGCGACCUUUCGACGACGGCGACGACGAGCCAUCUCGACUUGACCGAGUCCCAGAGGACGUGGAUCCAGACCCUCUCGACGGUGUGGAAUCUCCGGCUGCAGGGCCACGCCGAUGCCCUCGAGGCGGCCAUGUUCCUAUCGCGUCCCGGGUUCGGGCUGCUGGGGAAACUCGUCGGCCUGGCACAGGACGCGCACCCAUCGCUGGACGACCGGGUCAAGGCCACAUGGGCCGAACAGCUAGAGUCGUUCAUGCAUCGCAACCUCAUGCUACCGGCCAAGUCGGCCUUCUUGAACCGGCGCGACUUGGAGAUCCCCACGACUGCCAUCGACGUCUCCAAAGCCAUCUCCGCGGUUUCCGUCCCCGUUUUCUUCCGCCUGGCAACGAGGGCCCCUCGCAUCUUUGGCGGGGUCACCGCCUCCAAAGCGGAAGGGGAAUGGACGGAGGAGACCUUCAAGCUGGCGUAUCGGCGGUUGAACAAACUCGAGCCGCCGCAGCUCACGUCUUCCCUGGUGAGGAUACUACUGCAGGAUGCCAUCGCGACCGGUUCUCAGAUUCGGCUCCAAGACUUGCGGUCCAUCUGCGAUGCGCAUGCUCUCGGCGAUGACGACGCCACGGGCUGGCAGCUCCUCUCGCUCAUCGCACAAUGCGACCCGGAUGCCUUCCUCUUGACGGACAAGGGGGAACGCCUCUUUGCUACGGUUGCGGAACGGCUCUCGCAAGAUCGCAGCGGCACCAUACGAGCCCAGGCCGACGAAGAAGCUGUAAAGCAGUUCCUAGACGCCAUCAUUGGCGGUUUCGAGAAGGCCCGCGACCUGCCCGGGUUCCUCAAGAGAUGGUAUACCCAGCUAACCCAAUGUGACCGUUCGCUGGUUCUACAACCGGAGAAGCGACCGGUUUGGUUCACGGACGCGGUUCAUCGGAAUUCUCGUCUCACCCACCUCAUCAAGACGUCGUCCAUGACGCCCAAACAGUUGCUGAACGUUCUGCAAUGGGUCAAGGAGCAGGGAGACGGCGUUCCUGAAGCCAAGUUGAUUUUCCUCGAUACCAUCGCAUCCUCCGCCACCGACGAGGACUUCUCCGACGUCGUCGGGCCCAAGAUUUUCGACCUUGUUGAGACGGUAUGGUCGUCGGCGCAUUUACAGGGCGAUCUCCAGUCUUUGCGAUGGCCCAUCCUGGCCAAGACCGUGUCGUGGGCCGAUUUCGCGAGCGCGAACAAGAUGCAGACGCUUAUCAGCCCCGAGCUGAAAAGGGUCUUGUCGAAACAGCCGCUCGAUCACCCCGAUACCUUUCGAGCCUUCCAAUGUGCGACGACGAUAUGGCUGGCGUCUUACCCGGAUGGUCCCAAUGAGCCCAGUCUCUCGGAUCUGCUUGCUUCGUUCUCGGAGCGUCUGGCAGAAUACGUCCAGUCAGUCGACCCCAGUUCUCCGGGAGGUUCAUGGGAUCCCUCAAAGGCACAAACGCGGUGGCGGCAAAAGCCUCCGCUUGACGAUUCCCAGCCCGCAGCGGCAUCGUAUGUGGAUUUCUCUCUGGGAGCGGCGUCUCGGCUAUUGCCACUGCUUUCCAGAAAGUCCUCUUCCCUCCCGACAUUCCUGCAGCGCAUCCUCGCCAUCCCUCCAGCCCAUGACGCCUCUUCUUCUUCUUCUUCUUCUUAUUCUGGUGAGCGCUUGACCAGUGCUCUGAACGCCGUCUUUGCCAACGAGACCACCCAUCACGAGACGGAGUUUAUCGGCAAAGUCGUGGACUAUGUCAUCGACACGCUGGAAUUCCAGUCGAAAUCGGCCGGCUGGGACGAUGCCCGGCCCAGGGCCGCGCUGAGGUCGCUAACCGGUGUGCCGGACGAACUGCUAUCCAGGCAGCAGAGGGAGCGCAUCAUGGAAACACUGCAUGGACAGAGGCGCAAGAUGAAAGCGAAGGCUGCGGUAUCGCCGUCCACCUGGGCUUUGGUCCUGGGACUGAUGGUCAAGGUGAUGAGACGGCCAACGUUCUACUCCGGGAUGGCUUUCAAACACCUCACAUCGCUUGCGAGCAGUGUCGCUUCGUCCGUUUCUCACUCUCGCUCGAUCCAGACCCUGGGAAUGGGCCGACUUGUUCACGACGUCUCCCUUGCGACGUUGCGCCAGAUGAACGACCACUUUGACGAAUGGGGCUCGGCGUAUUUCACCAAAGCGAAGCGAUACGUCUUGGACGCUGACGCGACGGACGGCGACGCGCAGAGCGCUCUCCACAUUCCCAUCUUCAAGGCCCUCGUCUCGGUGGUAUCGUCAUCGCCACACUUUACGGGAGAUGAGGCCCCGGUCCGUCCUGAUGCCGUGCAGCUACGGCUAGCCCAGAUGGUCAAGCGGCCUCUCGACGACUAUGCUGGCGGCUGGCGGUCUUCCAACGAGAACAACACGCAGAAGAAGGCGCAGAUCAACGAUCUUCUCCUCGCCGUUGACGCCUCGGAGACCUUGACUCCGGAACUGCUCCGGAAGACCAUCGAACCCGAGGUUACAGCAGAGUUGGAGGCGGCCAGUCAACAGAGCAUCUCGAGGGGACACCUCAGGGGCUGGAGACUCCGGACUUUCUUGAUCAAGAAUUUCCCUGGCUAUCUGGGCCAACCCCGGCCGACGGAUUUUGACAAGCUAUUUGACCUCGACCGGGAAGGGGGUGGUGUCUCUGCCGAGGAGGGUGACGAGGUGCCUGAUCCCGUUGGGGCGACUAACCCCCAGGAGACCCUGGAGGCUUGCGUUGACGCCAUCGUUGCCAACCUCGAUCAUGCUCAACGACUGCAGUAUAUCGAAAAGCUGAUCGAGGUGAUGCGCACCGCGCCGGUGGCGGAUGGCCACUUGCUAGCCAUUCGCCGUAUCGUCAGCCAAAUGGAUGACGACCCCAAGUCUUCCGAAACCUCAACCUCCUUCGAUCUAGCUACAGCCCACAGCAGGCUGACAAAGUACCUCGCCGAGACAAGGACCCCCAGGGAGUUCUCCCGCUGCGCCGAAGUCUUGCACUCACUCCUCGACACGAAAGCAACCUCCAUGAGCCAGUGGAACAUUGAAACAACCAUGAGCGCGAUCUCCGUCGUGGCCGCCAACCGGGCAAAAGUCCACCUAACCUCGUCGGCCGCCGUCUUCACGAGCCUCUGCAAGCUAGCCAGCAUCGUCAUCAGGAGACACCGACUACGGCUGGACGACCACUACCACAUCCUCCUCACGGCCCUGGAAUCGCUCCUCCGCGCCUUGGUGCAUAACACGAGCCGUCGGUCCAGGGGCAACACCACCGCCGCGAACCACAACCGUAGCAACAACAGCAGCAACAACAGCAGCAACAACAACAACAACAAUGGCUCGCUCCUCAACGCAAAGCACGCAGCAAUGUACACCCGCCUCGUAACCCUCGUCACCGAACCCUCCGCCGCAUCCGUGUCCCGGGCACAGUACGUCGGGGCGCUGGACUCCGCGACCGACGCGGCGAAGAGGGUCGCGGGCCGGCACGUGUAUCUCCUGCUGGUGCAGUACGUCAAGCUGCAGCUGGAGCUAGAUAUCCCGCGCGACGUGCAGGAGGCGCUGGAGCCGGGGAUGUAUAGCAUCUUCGACGUGACGCCGCCGCCGGUGAGGAAGAUCUUGAACGAUGCUAUGGAUGCGAGUGGACGGGCCAUCUUGAGGGAGAUGUUCAAGCGGUAUACGCAGUUUGGCAAGUGGAGUGGCGUUUAGACGUAUGGUAGAGGGGAGGCAUGCUAUACUUACCCCUGAAGCCUGCAGGAGCAUAUAGAGUGAAUAGCUUGGACGUUGUCGAGUGUGGAAUGAUACCCCUUUUUCCUCGACGAUAUGACCCCUGACUACCACACCACCACCACCACCACCACGACACGACCACAGACUUCACAAUAUAGUUGAACGAACAAAAAGCACCGUUUUAUUUCUCUCCGUCCAAAAGAGGACAAAACAGCCAAUGCAAUAGCGUCGCAGUCACCAGACCCGGGGGGGUUAUAUAAAACAACGACAUCCCCCCCAUGCCGGCACCGCGAAGCUGGAUCGAGGAGGUUCCAGGUCCAAAUCAGCAGUUCCUCCAUUGCCCCCUUUCUUUCCCCUGUACC
Molecule: messenger RNA, 4800 nt
Organism: Sodiomyces alkalinus F11
Lineage: Eukaryota; Fungi; Ascomycota; Sordariomycetes; Glomerellales; Plectosphaerellaceae
Exons: 3
Coding region: 98-4417 (1439 amino acids)
Biological process (GO): ribosome biogenesis
Cellular component (GO): nucleolus
Source: RefSeq, a predicted model, not a curated record